This is a messenger RNA of Lingula anatina, 2880 nucleotides long. RefSeq names its product circularly permutated Ras protein 1. Gene Ontology annotation, molecular function: GTP binding; GTPase activity. Gene Ontology annotation, biological process: signal transduction. Gene Ontology annotation, cellular component: membrane. Lineage: Eukaryota; Metazoa; Brachiopoda; Lingulata; Lingulida; Lingulidae. The record is from RefSeq and is a predicted model, not a curated record.
ACAUUUUCAUCGUUUUUUUAAUGAAGGGUUCAUUAAACCUUCUGACCAUUGAACCUUUGGACUAUUGCUACAGCCCCGACCUAUGUGGUAUAAAGAAAUAUGGAGUUCGGCAGUGAAUUUGUGUACGUAUCACCUUCUGGUGAGUCUGAACAGUUAGAAGAGGUGACUGUGAUGGAAAAAUCAGAAUUCUCAGUGGAUACAGCCUUAAAUAGGAAUAAUUUUUCAAAUGGGAAAGGUGUUGGUAAGACUUGUUUUCUGGAUAUUUUGGACACAGCAGGGCAGGAAGAAUAUUCUUCAAUGCGUGAACUUUAUGUCAGAUCAGGCCAGUGUUUUGUCAUCGUAUAUGAUGUCUGUGAUCAGUAUAGCUUUCAAGAAGCUUUGGCCAUGUAUACGUGGUUACAACGCAUCAGAUGUUCAAUGGGGGAUGAAUCCAAACCAGCAGCAAUUCUAGUUGGAAACAAGAUUGAUCUAAUCGGCCAACGUGAAGUGAGCACAGCUGAGGGAGAGAAGGCAGCAAAAGAACGUGAUAUCUUGUUCCAUGAAACUUCAGCCAAAACAGGUGAAAAUGUGAGCAACGCAUUUGAGGAGUUGGUAUUACAAACAGCAAGAAAAUAUGGGAAGAGAUCAGAAUACAAGGUUGUUGUACUGGGGAGUGGGGGCGUGGGCAAGUCUUCCCUUACAGUGCGUUACACAACAGACAUGUUUGUGGAGAGUUAUGACCCGACUAUAGAGGACUCCUACAGAAAAAUGGUCAAUAUAGAUGGACUAGAGGAAGUAGAGACAAGAUCUGCUGAUGAAUCACAAGGAAAAAGACUGAACAGGGGUCCGAGGUUUCAGAUGUUCAAGUGGUUAAAUUGCUGCGGAAGUCAAAAAGCAACUAAGAAAGAGGCAAAGCUCAAUAAUCUUUCUGAAGGCAGUGCCAUCAAGAAGAGACCUAAGAAUCCAGUAAAGAAUGUAUACAAGCAAAGAGCUGACUGCAAUGUGGUGUUACUGCACCUGGGGGCUCUUGAGGAGGAGGAAGACCAAGUGAUGGGGUGUCCAGUGAUGUGCAACACAUGUUCUGUGGUGCUGUCACCUUUAUCUGCAGUUGAACAGAAUGGCGAUGGGACAAUGACAUGUGUCUGUGAAUUCUGUGGCAAUGAAAACAAGAACAUUGACAUGAACCAGAAGGCUCUCCCCAGCAGUGACACUGUUGACUACAUACUUUCUCCACCAACAAAACCCAGCACAGAUAAUGAGGAAUUGCUGGAGAAGAAAAUUACUUUACCUGGAAUAGUGGUGUAUUGUUUUGAUAUCAGUGGAUCUAUGGGAAGCACUACACCUGUGCCUGCAUUACAAGCUGAGUGGAAAAACCUAAAGCAGAAAAAUCCUGGCUCAAGUGACUCCCUCUAUAUCUCCAGACUGGAAUGUGUGAAGAUUGCAGCUAUAAGACAACUGGAAAUGUUGAAUAUGGAUCAACCAGAGAAACCAGUUGCCUUCAUCAUCUUCAGUGGGGAGGUUACAGUGAUAUUAUUCAAUAAGGGAGAAGUGAAUAAGUACUUGGUACCCAGUUCAUAUUUAAACAGCUAUGAUGAGCUGGUGGAAUAUGGUAUGAAUUUGGCCAAUGGAAUGAACCUGGAUCCUAUUUCCCAGUCAUUUAGUACAGCAGAGUCAAUGAUCCAGGAUUUCAAGGUAGCUGGUGCCACUGCCCUAGGACCAGCUCUGGCAGUGGCCACUGGGCUGGUGUUCAAAGACAGGAAAUCUGAGAUAAUCCUUUGUACUGAUGGAGAGCCCAAUGUUGGAGUCGGUUGCAAAGGUUAUGAUGAUGAAUUUUACGGCAAGAUUGGGUCAUUAGCUAGAAACAUGUGUGCUACCAUUUCCAUCAUUGGGACGGAGGGGGAGAGCAGUGGGAUGCAUAACGUCAGCCAAUGUGUUGCAGCCUCGGGAGGAACUGUCAACAUACUAAAACCACACGAGUUGUCAAGGCAACUGAGAUUAAUCUACCAGAAUCCUGUUGUUGCAACAGAUGUAGAAGUGGCAUUUGCUUUGCAUCCAUCUUUGAAGUUUGAGGACAAGGAUGAAAACAUGUGGGUGCAGGACAUAGGGAAUGUCACUAAGGCAAUGGACUUGACAUACAGCUUCAAGGCCAGAGAUGACAACAAGCCUCUCAAUAUGGAUCAGCUCCCAUUCCAGGUCCAAAUCAAGUACACCAAACCUGAUGGCACGAAGUGUUUAAGAGUCAUGAGAAAGAUGCAUAAAGUAACCAGUAAACGAGAAGAAAUGGAAAAGAAUGUCAAUGUAGCAGUGCGAGGAGUGGCUGCAGUGCAGCGUUCUGCCGCCAUGGCCCAGGCAGGCCAAUGUGCAGAGGCCAGGGAGGACCUGGAAAGUGUACAGAGGUUAUUUGCAAGAGGCGCUACAACAUCAAGUCAAAUAGAAGAGGGAUACAUUUUUGAAGUGGAGACAAAGGAUUUCCAUCAGAUGCUUGAGAAUAGUUUUGCUGGAAAUGUUCAGUCAGACCAUGCCACCAAGGUGCUGCACCAAAAGAAAAAUCUGCCUCUUUUACAAUUUUCUUCAGCACAGGCGAAAAAGGGAGCAAUUCAAAAACGCAAAGUAUGUGAGGAAUACAGAGAUAAAUACUACUCUUAUGAGUGCUAAAAAGGCAUUUUGAUUACCGUAUUGCACCUUUAAAAUAGUGUAUCCAAAUAUACAGUAUAUAGAGAGUGGAAGGGAUCAUUUCUCACUUUUAAUUAGUUGUGACAGUAACCAUAAAUAGAUCUUUUCGUCAAAAGACAAUUUCGAGAAAUUUAUAUUCAAUGAAAUAAAGGAUAUGUACUGUCUAAGCUGCAAAAACUAUGUACCAAUUUUUCGGACAAGACAUGGUUUUACACACUCCAGGGGAAG